CGCUUCAUGCUUCCACUGCGCCCUCCCCCGUGACUCUUGUCCGGUUACUGGGGUCCUUCAGGGCUCCCCAGGUGAACACAAGGAUCACACCCACAAAGCCGGAGCAAAGGGGAUGACUGAAAGAAGCUGUGUGAUCCAGAAAAUCCGGCGGUUCUGACGGUGCUGUUCCAAGAGGCGCGCAGUCCUCCAAAAACAAUAUGAUGUCUGCUAUAGAGACUGGUGCCCCUGUGUACCAACCUGCACAGCUGCUCAACUGGGUCUACAUGUCUUUGCAAGACACUCAGAGCAGCACUUUUGAUGCUUUCAAAGCCGAGUCGGACACUUCUCCUCAGGACAUGAACAUCUCCAAGCGCAGCGCAGCUGACCUGAGUGCCAACUAUCUCAACAACUUCUUCCAUCUGAGGAGUGAGGCCUUGAACAACAAUUUCUACAAGAGCUCCUCUCCCUACGGGUCCCUCAACAAUAUCGUGGACGGCCUGAGCUCUCUGGCGGACCAUUUCUCAGACCUCUCCCUGUCCCCUGAGACACGCAAACCCAGCAAAAGGCCGCCGCCGAACUACCUGUGCCAUCUUUGCUUCAACAAAGGCCACUACAUCAAAGAUUGCCCUCAGGCUCGACCCAAAGGUGAAGGCCUGACCCCGUAUCAGGGAAAGAAGAGGUGUUUUGGUGAAUAUAAAUGCCCUAAAUGCAAGAGGAAGUGGAUGAGCGGGAACUCCUGGGCCAACAUGGGACAAGAAUGUAUCAAGUGCCACAUCAAUGUUUACCCUCAUAAGCAGCGGCCUCUGGAGAAACCAGACGGAUUAGACGUAUCGGACCAGAGCAAGGAGCAUCCGCAACACCUGUGUGAAAAAUGCAAAGUCCUCGGCUACUACUGCCGCCGCGUGCAAUAACACACUCGCCUUACAUACUCCUCCAAAUGUUUUAUAAAGAAAGGAGUUAUAUUUUAAUUACUAAAAAAUACAUAAUUAAAUUUAUUUUUACUGUAAUGCAUCUAAUGGUUUAUUCUCUUUGACACUGUGACUCUCGGUAUAAGAGGCUCAUUUUUCUACAGUAUCUCUCAGCGGAGAUGAGUACUUUGCAUUUGCUGGGUUCUUGUAACUUACUCAGUUAUCAUUAUGUGAAUAUUCAUUUGAAGACUUAACUAUGAAUCUUACCAACUGUGAAUUAAGAAACUUUAGCUCUGUGUCUGUCUUCACACACGUGUCCAACAUGUUGGAACAAAAUUGAAGUUUCCAGAUGAAGAUUCUCUUUUACAUGUUUGUAUAUUCCAGAAAUAACUUAAAUGAAAUGAUGUUUUUUUUCUGUAUAAAAUAUGCAACAAGUCUUUACUAAGAAUAAGCAGUAUUAGAGUGUAUCUGCAUUAUUAUUAUCUGUAUUAUCAGUACUGGAGGGUACAUAAUUUUUGGAUAUAUUUUUAAGCCAUUACUGUUUUGUUGAUUAUUAUACUUUAUGAAGGAAUAUAUUAGCCAACUAACAUGUAUUCUUUAAAAGCAUGUGCCUGUUAUUAAUUUCAUUCCAAAUUUUGAAGCAAUGCAAUGUGGUAGAAACAUUUUGUUUCCUUAAAAAUAGUAUAAAUUACAGCACGGUUAUAUUUUGGCACCCAGUGCUUAGAAAGACUCACCAAAGUGCUUUUUUUAAAAUGGGUCAGAGGUCGAAGUAUCUCAUAUGUAACAUGAGACAACAAAGGAGUUAAAAUGUGAACGUACCAAAGAUCAUGAAGGAUUAAGAGGGAGCUUGCAUGUGCAUGUUGAUUUAGAGGCGUUUUGUAUUUCAAUGAAAUUGUGAUAAACGAAUAAUGGAACAGAAAUACACACGACUGUUAACUGUUUAAAGGGAUAGUUCCGAUUUUUUGAAGUGGGGAUGUAUUAAGUACUUAUCCAUAGUCAGUGUAUUAGUUACAGUAGAUGGUGGUCAGCAAACAACCAGUUUAAAGAAGCAAGCAGGAGUACAGACACGAAAACUAAGUAAUGCAUUGCUGUGGAUGGGGACAGCAGCAAAAUGCAAAAAAUAUAUAUAAAUCAAUAUCAGUUUAAGUGUAUGCUAUAUUCACUGCUUUUCUUGCUGCGGUUUUAUGCU
Centropristis striata (black sea bass) is the source of this 2076-nucleotide messenger RNA. RefSeq names its product zinc finger CCHC domain-containing protein 24-like. The record is from RefSeq and is a predicted model, not a curated record. The coding region runs from base 198 to 890 and encodes 230 amino acids. The transcript has 4 exons. Gene Ontology annotation, molecular function: zinc ion binding; nucleic acid binding. Lineage: Eukaryota; Metazoa; Chordata; Actinopteri; Perciformes; Serranidae.